This is a messenger RNA of Purpureocillium takamizusanense, 1269 nucleotides long. RefSeq names its product Cut9-interacting protein scn1 (gene scn1). The transcript has a single exon. The record is from RefSeq and is a predicted model, not a curated record. Gene Ontology annotation, molecular function: hydrolase activity, acting on ester bonds. Lineage: Eukaryota; Fungi; Ascomycota; Sordariomycetes; Hypocreales; Ophiocordycipitaceae. Bases 1 to 1269 code for a protein of 422 amino acids.
AUGUGCGAGCACGACACCGACGGCCGGCAUGAGGCGUCGUCGUCCCAGGCGCCGCCGCCCGCCAACGCGGACGAGUCGUUCCCCUGGCGCCUCGCCGUGUGCGAUGCCCACUGCCAUCCUACCGACACCAUGGCCGCCCUCGAAUCUCAGUUGCCCUCGAUGCGCGCCUGCGUCCUCGCCAUCAUGGCCACCCGCUCUCAGGACCAGCAGCUCGUUGCCGACGUGGCUUCCCGCUUCCGGCCCGGCCCGCCACCUCUCGAGGCGCCGUCUCCGUCUUCAUGUUGCAAGGUCGUGCCCGCCUUCGGAUGGCACCCCUGGUUCUCCCACCAGCUGUACGACGACACUGGCACUGGCCCCAAAAACACGACUACAUACGCACAGCCCCCGGAAGGUGCCGAUGCUAAGGCUCUCCAAGAUGCGAAGCGGAUGCACUACCGCGCCGUCCUCACCCCUCCACCCGACGACGACGCCUUCAUCGUCGCUCUGCCUACGCCGUCCCCGCUCUCUUCCUUCCUCUCUGCUAGCAGUGACCGCCUCAAGUCCUUCCCCGAUGCCUCCCUUGUUGGUGAGAUUGGCAUUGAUCGCGCCUUUCGCCUGCCACGGGAUUGGGACCCGGCCAUCACGUCACUAAGGGAUCAAGAACUCACACCGGGGGGUCGUGAAGGCCGCCUCCUGAGCCGUCACCGCGUCUGCAUGCCGCACCAACAGGCCAUUCUCCGUGCCCAGCUGCGGCUGGCCGGUGAAUUGGGCCGGCCCGUCAGCGUCCACGGCGUGCAGGCCCCCGGCAUCCUGUACGACACCGUUUCGGCCUGCUGGAAGGGUCACCAGCGCCAUAUCCCCUCCCGCCGUGAGAGACGCAUGAUUGCCCCAGGUGCCGAGGACCAGGACUCGGACUCGGACUCCUCGAAUCGUGAGGGCGGCAAGCCGUACCCUCCAAGAAUCUGUCUUCAUUCUUAUAGCGGUACUGUCGAGGUCCUGAACCAGUGGAUGAACCCAACCAACCCAAGCCGUGUCUAUGUCUCGUUCUCGUCGGCCGUCAAUCUCAGCACCGAUGCGGGGCGAGCCAAGUUCCCCGACGUCGUCCGCGCCGUGCCCGACGAUCGCGUGCUAGUUGAAAGCGACUUGCACAUGGCCGGCCCCGGCAUGGACGCAGCCCUUGAAGACAUGUACCGUCGGGUCUGCGAUGCCAAGGGCUGGACGCUCGAAGAGGGAAUCCGGACAAUAGCCCAGAACUUUGAGUACUUCAUCUUCGGCAAGGGUAGACGAUGA